This is a messenger RNA of Fusarium mangiferae, 240 nucleotides long. RefSeq lists its product as uncharacterized. The record is from RefSeq and is a predicted model, not a curated record. The transcript is spliced from 4 exons. Bases 1 to 240 code for a protein of 79 amino acids. NCBI's taxonomy places the organism in Eukaryota, Fungi, Ascomycota, Sordariomycetes, Hypocreales, Nectriaceae.
AUGUCUGCUCCAUACGAUCCCAAUCAACAAGGCUACUACCCUCCUCAGCAGGGCUACGCCCCUCAGGGCCAAUAUCCCCCUGGCCCUCCGCCUAUGCAGUACCAGCAAGGCCCUCCACCACCACAGCAAGAAGAGAAGAGCCACGGCUGUCUAUACACAUGUCUCGCUACACUCUGCUGCUGCUGGCUCUGCGGCGAGACCUGCGAGUGUUGUCUUGAGUGCUUCGACUGCUGCUGUUAA